AUGGAGCAGCAAGCGAUGGAUAUUAUCGUAGCCAGUACCUGGUCUGCUAUAACGAUAUAUUCGAUAGCAGCAAAUAUUUUGAUCGUUGCUUUGGUCAGCACAAACAUCGAGCUACGAACAUUCACCAGCUACUGGAUCAUAAUUUCGUCUUCCCUAUGCGAGACAAGUUUGGCACUGAUUACUUUCUGUUAUGUGAUUCCUUCCAUCCUAUUGCAUGAUACGUUUUCCACAAUCGGGUCUACCAGUGAUCUUCUCAUGCUGUUAUUCUAUCGUCUCUUUGGAUUUUCUGAAGUUUUCCAUCUUGGAACUAUUCUCUCGCUUCUUAUACUUUCUCCAUGCUGUAAUGGAGUAUGGGACUCUUAUAACUACAUAACUUAUCUCACUAACCCAGAGUCAUGGUACAAAUAUCUGGAAUUGGGUACAACUAUAGCAGUACUUGUUGUCAUGGUCGUCUCGUAUGCUGCCGUAAUCUACCAAGUUAGAAGUAUUCACAGUCAAUUCGAGCCAGCUACAAACACUGCUUUCAACAGCAGGGAGCGAACCGCCAAAAAGGAGUUGCGCUUACUUUUUCAGUUCAUCGCUGUGUCACUGGUUUAUGUAUUUACAUGGAUAUCAUGGCAAUGGCUACCCUACGUACCACCAUCCAAAUGGGUAUUCUUCCUUUCAAUGACAUUUUCAUUGUUAAACGUGGCGGCUAAACCGACCAUUUAUCUAAUGUUUAACGAAACUUUGCGCCAGAGACUGAUUGUUAUCAGGCAUAGAUGGCACGGAUCCGCAAUUGCGACUAUCACUGCAAGACCAUCACACAUGAGAACGUACUGA
Molecule: messenger RNA, 822 nt
Organism: Cylicocyclus nassatus
Lineage: Eukaryota; Metazoa; Nematoda; Chromadorea; Rhabditida; Strongylidae
Source: the annotation of a GenBank genome assembly